This is a messenger RNA of Toxoplasma gondii ME49, 5889 nucleotides long. Its product is annotated as alpha-glucan water dikinase 1, putative. Gene Ontology annotation, molecular function: kinase activity; ATP binding. The transcript has 18 exons. The record is from RefSeq and is a predicted model, not a curated record. NCBI's taxonomy places the organism in Eukaryota, Apicomplexa, Conoidasida, Eucoccidiorida, Sarcocystidae. Gene Ontology annotation, biological process: phosphorylation. The coding region runs from base 585 to 5732 and encodes 1715 amino acids.
GUUCCAUUUGAGUUUCAGGUCCAUCUAGAAAUGGCCGAGUUUGGUGUCAGAGCUGUGGCGCUCGGUCCGUUUCUCCAGUUUUUUCCUGCCCCUUUUCUAGUCGCUUUUUCUCGGAUUGUGGCACUCGCCUGCUGUCCAGCGACACCACCCUCGACGCCCGGCUAGUCGUUUUCGCAGCGAACUGGUGAGGUAAACGAGUUGUCAUUCACGAACUCUGCUGUCUAGCUGCAAGUUCUUUCGCAGGUGUCUCAGCAGUCAACGGUGCACUGAAGCGGUUUGCUUGCACGGCUGUUUCGCAGGCUCAGCACACGAGCUCGCGGUCUGAGGUCCGAAGAGGUGUGCACGGUUGAAAUCCUCGAACAAGAGCUUCGACUUCUUUCUACCCUUCCCUCCGCAGUGCAUAUUUCUGUGACAGGAAACGGCGGGGAAAAAGUCCCGGGUUUCGCUUCAAGGCUGCAAUUUUUCGUCCAGCUGAGCACCUAUGCCACGCGCGAGCACGCCCAAGGCCCAGACGCACUGCUCAUAGGUGUCAACGGAGAGGCGAGAAUUCCCCCUCACUGAUUUCUCAUUUUCCACAGGUCAAUAUGGCACAGAAAGGCCACACGGACGCAGAGGCUCCCGACGUCAGGCAAGCCUUCGCGCCUCUUCGCGCACAAGCCGAGGAGACUGCAGUCACGUUCUCCUUGGAAGGCAACCGCCAACUGAAGUGCAUUCUCCGGAAAAUGCCUCAAAAUGCCAACAACCAGAAAACUGUGGAAAUCAUCUUCGCCUUUCAAGGGCCCGUCUUCGCCCAACACGAACAAAAGCAACUGUUCAUGCACUGGGGCGUGGGCAACCACGGUCACGAGUGGAAAGGCUUGUCAGAAGAACUGCAGAAGUCGCUUCACUCUACAUCUGAAACGACGUUCCCCUGGGGAGCAGCCGAAACCGCCUUCCCGUCCCCGAGUUCGUCGCCGCCGCCAGUGGUCACACUCUCCUUCCCAGAGGCCCAGGCGCCUGCCUUCAUCAGCUUUCUGUUUCGCACGCAAUUUCACGAGUGGAUCCGGCAACAAGGCGGCGGCAACCUCGUGUUGCCUGUGCACCAACUUCUUCAGGAGAACGAGCAGCAGACGGCCUUCCUCGACACUAUCAUCGCCGUGAAAACUGACGCCGUACACGAGAAAGAUGCCUCCAGGCCCUUGCUCCCAGAAGACAUCCAAUACUGGAAGGUGCCACUAGGAUCCGGGGUGGACAUACAGCUGGUGGCCCUGACGUACCACAACGCGAUGGCGGCGGCUCUCGAGAUUUUCUCGGACUCGCCUGCAGCACUCACGCUCUAUUGGAGCGGUGCAUGCAGUCCGCAUGACUCUUGGCAAGCGCCUUCUCCCAACAGUCUCUUAGGGCAGCCGGGCGUCGGCUGUCAAGAGGAGUCGAGCAACGUUCCGUACGGGGACGCCGGCGCGCCCGCCCCUCCCGCCGCUCGGGACGGCGUAGAUCCGGAGCGCGAGAAAGCUCGCAGAGAAAAGGAGAAGCUCGACGCGCAGAGAAUUGCAUGCACCUUUGGAGGAUUCGCCAGCUAUCCCCAAGACGACAAAGCGUACUGGACUCAAUUCGAGUUUCUCUCGAUCCCAGGCUCUCAGGUGUCUUUACAGCGCGUAGCCGUGGUGAUUGCCGGACAGGCGGUGCCAAAGGGAAUCGUUUUUCUCGUCCGAGAAGUGAAAGCCGAUCGCUGGUUCCGGGCCCCUGGGUCUGGGAACUUUUUCGUCUCUUUGCCGACUCACAAAUAUUGGACAGUUCUAAGAGCUGAAGAAGAGAAACGAAGGAAGGCCGAACAGGAAAGGCAGGAGCGACUUGCGAAGCAGAUGGCAGAUACAUUCCACGAAGCCGUCAAACUCUUCGAGGAAGGAAAACCUGAACGAGAGCAGCGAGGGACGCUGUCGUACCGCUGCGUGACUCUGCCUGAGGGCGUCGGCUUUCUGGAUGCGUAUGUCUACCCGAACGACGCGAUAACUGAGGUGUACGUACACUUCACAGUCUGCACGCGAGUGCCCUGUGUGCUGCACUGGGGGCUGCUGGACAUCAUGGGGACGGCGCAGACGCAGACGGAGAGCAGGUGGGAGACGUGGAAGAAGGAAGGCCUGAGUCAGGAGGAGUUGGAGAAAAAGAGAGAAGAAGAAAUCCGGAAACGGAUGGCGUUUCGCGGAGCUCCUUCGCAGUGGAUUUGUCCGCCGCCAGAGAUGCGCCCGCCAGGAACAGUUCUUGUAGACCCUGUCAGAGCUGUCCAGACGCCGUUCGAAGAGGCGAAGGCGCAGCGUGCAGGCCUGGCGGCGGGGAACGCAGGCCUUCAACUGCUGCAGCAACUCACCAUUCGAGUGCCUGCGCACAAAUGUCCUCGCAUCAACGAAGAAGACCCUGGAGUCGACACUCUGUUCGACGGAAUUGCGUGCUGCCUCAAGGAGGUGAAUGGACAUCGCUGGUUCCGGAGCAACGACGGCAGAGACAUUCAGAUCCGUUUGGUCGAGUUCGGGGCAUCCGUGUACAAGGGACUGAAUGCGGAGAUGGUCGAGAAGAUCGUGGAGGCCGAAGUGGAGUGGCAACACAUGACGUUGAUGCAUCGCUACAACUUGAUGCAUUCCUUCCUCGACGGCUUCGCCAGCAAACACGGGGCGUCUGUGCAGGGGAACGCGAGCUUCCAACGGCGGGAGGCGCUGCUCGCUGACCUGGCGCGCGACUGGACGGAUUGUCACUUCCAUUCGCCUGAGCUGCUGCUCCCGAUGACCUUCUCGCCUCCACCACUGCCCGAGUUCUCUCCCCGUCUCGAGGACUUUCUUUCUCUCGGCGCCGCCGUCGUCGAGGAGGAGCGGGACUUCUGGGCAUGGUUCUACGUCUGGGGGAGAUUCGCCUUUCUCGGACUCCUGGACUGGCAAAGAAACUACAACACAAAACCGAGAGAACUCGCCUCUGCGAGCGAACAGCUUACCUUCGCCACUGCGCGCGCCUGGCGGAAGUACACCGAGUACAGGCCGUUGAUUCGGGAUUGUCUGAGCACGAUGGGACGCGGCGGCGCGCAGGGGCAGGCGAUCCGAGACCGGAUUCUCGACAUCAUGCACAAACACAAGAUCCCUGAAAGUACGGGGAACUUCUACGAACAGUGGCAUCAGAAGCUGCACAACAAUACCACCCCAGACGACGUCGGCAUAUGCGAGGCCGUCAUCGGCUUUCUGGAGAGCAACGGGGACCUGAAGACGUACUGGCGCAUCCUGGGGGAGCACAACAUAUCUCGAGAGCGCCUGGCGAGCUACGAAAGAAAAAUCACUUGCGAACCGUACAUGGUGCACACCAACAUUGGAGAUUUAGUGAACGACUUCCGCUCCUACCUUUCUAUCCUCAAAGACGUCCACGACGCCCUCGACAUCAAGAAGGCGUUCGACUACGCCCGGCAGUACUUGCCUCACGACGCAGUUGGUCUCAUCGAGCAGCUGGUCCAGGAGCUGGGGACCCAGCGCCUGCAGCAGAAACCGAUGAAUGCGGAGGACGCCAUGAGACGUUUCCAGACGCUCUCGGAGGCCAGAAAGAAAAUCGUCUUCACGCUCAACCAAGAUGGCGGUCUGGGAGAAGACGGGAACCUGGCGGCGAUGACGCGCGAACUGCUUUUCCUCGACUACGCCUUGGAGCAACAACAAGGCGUCCUCAUUCAAGGAAACGCCGCCAAGUUUUCUCUCAAGCAACUGGUAGUUGCCCUGAGAGAACUGCUUCUCACUCUCAGCGCCCACCAGCCUGUCAACCUGGAACUGCGGUCGAUGUACGCCGACUGGGCGCAUCUGGGGGAUGCGCUGGCUGCAUGCAGCGAAGGAGCGAUUUCCUGUUCUUGCGUCUUCGACGCCCGCGAGGCGGCGCUGUUGAUGAAGGCGCUGACAGACAGAGUCGUGCGCUUUGUCGGCGGCACCGUCGACAGCGUCCAGGAGGAACUGGGGAGAAAAGCAGUGUAUCUGGGGAAUCAGGUAGGGACUGAGAAGAAGGUUCUGGACGUCUUCGUCGACGAAGUCUUGCGCGGCAGCGCUCUCUUCGCUCUCUCCCUCCUCGUCAAACGGCUGGAGCCUCUUCUGCGAAACGCCGCGAUGCUUCCCCCCUGGCAGCUCAUCUCCAUCGUCGAGCGAGUGCAGGGCGAGCUCGUCUCCAUCGAUCACUUAAAGAACAUUCAGGACAAGGUCUUCGAGACUCCAACGGUGCUGCUCUGCGGAGCAGUGAGUGGAGAAGAGGAGAUUCCUAUCGGAGUUCAAGCUGUCCUGGUCAGGUCGGCCGCGGUCUCGCCGGACAUUCUUUCUCAUGUCGCCGUCAGAGCGCGAAACGCCCAUGUCCUCGUCGCUGUCUGCUUCGAGGCGAAAGUCGCCGACCAGCUCGAGUCCUUCAGUCAGUCGUGGGUGGAAGUUUUGUCUGCGAAGGACGGCAGCGGUUUGGAGGUGCAUCCGGCGACGCGGCCGAAUGCAAUGCUGGCUCGGCGCGCAAGCAAACUCUUCAAUCGACGCACAUCUCAGGAACUCUUCAGUGAAGCGAGUCUCCUUGGCAGAGGCGCGUCGUUCGUCGAGGAGGCGCGCAGACUCCGCAAGCGGACAGCAAGUGUCUCCUCGGCCAGCGACGGGGACGAGGAACGGCUUGGCGACCUCUCGGAGGACUCGGAUCCCGACGACGUCAUGCAGCUCAAGAAAACCAGCUCGCAGUGGUGCAUCCCCAUGAGCAAGUUCAACAAAAAGCUUGUAGGCAGCAAGUCCAGCAACAUCAAGAAGCUGGCUGACGCGCUGGAUCCCUCGGUGCUGACGCCGCGGUCGGUCGCGCUGCCUUUCGGCUGCAUGCAGAAAACGCUGUCUGCGAGCCCAAAUCAGCCGCUUCUGUCCGAGUUGCGGCAGACACUCCUCGACCUUUCUCCGAGCUCGGGGACGUCCGAAGCCAGCCAGAUCUUCGAGAAAACGCGGGAGAUUCUGGCGAAACUGUCUGUGCCACCCGCCCUCCUCGAGGCCCUGCAAGAGUGCAUGCGAACCGCAGACGAAGAGGCGCGGCAGCGACAGGGGAUGGACGGCGAGACUCUCGACAAGACUCUCGGCGACCGGCCGUCGCUCUUCGACUUGUGGCAGACAAGUGGAGAGACGCGGUGCGCGGAAGCCGUCAAGGCGGUCUGGGAGAGUCUCUUUGGACUGCGACCGUGGAUCAGCUUGACAAAAGCCGGAAGAAAAUACUCGGAACUCAACAUGGCCGUCCUCGUGCAGGAACUGAUGCCCGCGCACUGCGCCUUCGUCCUCCACUCCAGAAAUCCAUUCUCCGAUGAAAAGGACGAGAUGUACGGCGAGCUUGCACUCGGACUGGGAGAAGCGAUCGUGGGCAACUACGCAGGACGCUCUCUCGGGUGGCGCAUGAAGCGCGGAGGCGAGCCGGUGGUUGUCGCGUUUCCUAGCAAAAGCGAAUGUCUCAUCUGCCCCCCAUGUCUCAUCUUCAGGUCGGACUCGAACGGCGAGGAUCUGGAGAAUUUCGCAGGGGCAGGGCUCUUCGAGUCUGUGCCUGCUUUCCAGAACCGUGUGCAAAGAGUCACUUACUGGAAUGCUCGCAUCAUCACAGAUCGCGACUACCGGAUGCGUCUUCUCAAGCGCAUUGGCGAGCUCGCGUUUCUUGUCGAGGAUAAAUACGCGGUGCCCCAAGACAUCGAAGGAGUCGUCGUCGGGGCAGAAACAGUUGCCCUUGUUCAAACGCGAACGCAAGUCUGAGCACACAGGAUCGUCUUGAUGCGUCUCGACCUCGCUCUCGCGACUCACUUCUCCGGAGAGACGGAAAAACGGUGCGAGUCAAGAACUCAGGAAACCCCCAAUCCGCAGCUUCUACACAUCACGGUUCAGGCCGGUCAAAGAGAGAGCUACAUACACA